This is a messenger RNA of Osmerus eperlanus (European smelt), 1740 nucleotides long. RefSeq names its product Sp5 transcription factor a (gene sp5a). Gene Ontology annotation, biological process: regulation of transcription by RNA polymerase II. Lineage: Eukaryota; Metazoa; Chordata; Actinopteri; Osmeriformes; Osmeridae. The transcript has 2 exons. Bases 162 to 1289 code for a protein of 375 amino acids. Gene Ontology annotation, molecular function: DNA-binding transcription factor activity, RNA polymerase II-specific; RNA polymerase II cis-regulatory region sequence-specific DNA binding. The record is from RefSeq and is a predicted model, not a curated record.
UCCCUCACUCCUCAGAUAGUCCAAGGAUAUCUCGAGGAGAGGAAGCACUGAGAAGGAAGACUUCACGACGUCAAGACAUUUUUCUACGUUUAUACAUUUUUAUCUCAAUUAGUCUUUUUUAUUUUGAUCUGUUUUCGGUAAGAGGGACGUGGAACUUUACCAUGGCAGCAGUGGCUGUGCUGAGGACGGAAACUCUCCAGGCUUUUCUUCAGGAUCGUACUCCGAACUCCUCGCCAGAGAACUGCAAGCACUCUCCACUGGCGCUACUGGCUGCCACUUGUAACAGAAUCGGACAUCAUCACGGAUCAAGUCCUGCAGAUUUUCUCCAGGUUCCCUAUGACGCAACCUUAGGUUCCCCUUCGCGUAUUUUCCACCCGUGGAGUAGCGAGGGGAAUCAUCAAAGCACUUUGUCUAGCAAUUCAACUUUCGGACUAUCCUCCAAAUCCCAGCUCUCAGCGCACAUCCAAAGCUCCUUUACUACCCACCACGAGCUCCCUCUUACCCCUCCAGCGGACCCCUCAUACCCCUAUGACUUUUCCCCGGUGAAGAUGUUGCCGUGCUCCAUGCAGUCGUUACAGUCAACAUGCCCACCCACGUACGUUCCCGCGGUUUCUUACGCAGCGCCAACUUCCAUUCCGCCUGCCAUGUCAGGUUUCGUUACGGGACAUUCUGGCCUUGUGCACCAGCAACAGAGACAGCUGUCCCCAAACCCCGGGGAGGAUAUUCCGUGGUGGAGUCUUCAGCAGGGGAAUCACGUCAGUCACCCGUCAUCCCUGGGUCCUCAUCGGUUCCAGCUGCAGAGGGGGUUGGUGCUGGGGCAUACAGACUUCGCACAGUAUCAGACACAGAUCGCUGCCCUCCUUCACACCAAAUCGCCCCUCGCUACUGCCCGCCGUUGCCGUCGAUGCAGGUGCCCGAACUGCCAAUCCUCGACCUCGAACGACGAACCCGGGAAGAAGAAGCAACACAUUUGCCACAUUCCAGGCUGCGGGAAAGUUUACGGUAAAACUUCCCACCUCAAAGCGCACCUCAGGUGGCAUUCUGGAGAGCGCCCGUUUGUUUGUAACUGGCUUUUCUGUGGCAAGAGCUUCACCAGGUCGGACGAGCUGCAGAGGCACCUGAGGACCCACACGGGGGAGAAGCGCUUUGUUUGCCCGGACUGUUGUAAGAGGUUCAUGAGGAGUGACCAUUUGGCAAAACAUGUCAAAACUCACCAGAACAAAAAAAUUAAGUGUCACGACAAGACGCUUGAUCACGUCAAAAGGGAAGACAUGAGGAAUAUGUUGUAGCCCACGUUAGAGCCAGUUCGAUAGUAUUCACUAGUGCAAUAAAAGUCCUAUAGUUGAAGUACAAAGUAAGCUACAAUAUAAUUAGUCUAUUUUGUUUCCCUUUCGGUUCUUUCCUACGUAUUGAAAAUUGUCUCUAACAUUGCUGGUCUGUGUAGACAUUUUUUUGUAUAUGAAGUCUGUCUCAUAAGUUCAUUUGGGAUUCUAGAAAAAGUAACUUGUACCAUGAGCUGGUAUUCACUGUAACAUAUCAUAUCAAGGAAGGCAAGUGUUUAACUUGUGAAUUGAUCAUGUCUUCGGUGGAAGAUUUCACUCUCUUGUACAUAAUAUUUAAUAGCUUUUGUUGAAUGAAAGUGUCUUGUUUUAGCUCCUAAUGGGGUGCUUAGCAUGCUCUUAAAAAGAUAUGCUAUUGUUGAAAUGACCCAAAUACUGUGUGAGAAUAAAAAAAAAUCUA